This is a messenger RNA of Papaver somniferum (opium poppy), 905 nucleotides long. RefSeq lists its product as uncharacterized. Gene Ontology annotation, molecular function: double-stranded DNA binding. The transcript has 3 exons. NCBI's taxonomy places the organism in Eukaryota, Viridiplantae, Streptophyta, Magnoliopsida, Ranunculales, Papaveraceae. Gene Ontology annotation, biological process: regulation of DNA-templated transcription. Bases 152 to 760 code for a protein of 202 amino acids. The record is from RefSeq and is a predicted model, not a curated record.
CUAAGGUGACUGCAACGAACGUUUUCUCUUACCCUCACAAAAUUCCCAACCUAAGUUCUGCAAAAUCACGUCUUGUCUCCAUAUUAGUGGUGCAGACUUCAUUCUUCUGCUGAUUGAUUUUUCUGGUUAGGGGUUUUCAAUUUCUUCAGGGAUGCUGGCCAAAUUAGUAGCUUCUCCUGUGCUGACUUUGGAAUAUGCAACACGCUGUUCUUUAUCAAUUGUAACACCAAAAGUUCAACCCAACAUUAUCAAAGGAAAUACAUGGGUCUCUGUCUGUGUAUCAAGGAAGAAGUGGGAAUUACAUUCAGCUGCACAAACCCAGAUUGUAAUUUCAGGCGACGAAGACAAAGCAAUGUGGGAAUCAUGCAAACAAGCUCUAUCUGCAUUUAAUUUCAACGAUGAAGAAGAAGAAAAAAUAUUAGGAAAAGCAUUUGGUCAGUUACAUUCACCUUACUGGGGUGAAGAAAGAACAAAAGAAGUUCCAAAACUUGAGACUGUAAACGGCAUAUUGGAUUAUUUAAAAAGUUUAGGGCUUGCAGAUGAAGAUCUUUAUAAGUUACUCAAGAAGUUUCCUGAGGUUCUUGGAUGUAAUCUUGAGACUGAGCUGAAAAAUAACGUACAAAUAUUAGAGAAAGUUUGGGCAAUUAAAGGGAAAACUCUUCGAAGCCUUCUACUACGCAAUCCGAAGGUGUUGGGUUAUACUAUUGACUGUAAAGGAGACUGUGCGGCUUUAUGUACCCGAUGUUGGGUUCGCUUUUAGCCUGUCUAUGUUUUUAUCUUGUAUCUGUAUAGGUGUAUUGUUGUAUUUGUAAAAUGAUGUAUAAGAAAAAGUGCAGUUUCAUUGAUACAUAUUCAUUUGAGAAAAUAAAAUGAAAUAAUAUUACACCAACUAUUGUAUUUCUUCA